CAAAGGCCUUUCUCUCCAGAUGCAGACAUCAACUGCAUCACCCAACACCCAAGCUUGGUGAAGUGUGCCAACCCUUCUCCAAGCCAUCUGCCACUCCAUGCUGUGCUAUCAGGGAGCAGGGCUGCGAGUUGAAUAUGGCGCCUCCGGGCGCCCCGUGCGCGCGCGGCUUCCGCGCCCCGUGACGCGAGCCAUGCCGGCAGGCAGCUUCCCACGGAGCUCAGAGAGUCGAACGACCGAGAGGCAUGCCUUCAAGCCGCCAGAGCAGGGCGGCACGGUGUCUCAGAGUCGAGCAGAACGUUGGCAGAAAGCCACUGGAGCCCGGACACCGUCACCCAAGAAGAGUCCCAAGAGAGCUGUCUCUCCUGCGUCGGCGCGCAGUGCCAAAGCUCCCUCACCGAAGAGGAGUCCAAGUCCACCGAAGGUACCCCCCGGCAAGGCCAUCCAGUUGCUUCAGAAGCCGCUGGCCAAGGAUGACCUGGACUUGAAAAAGGUCUACCCACCCGAGGAUCAUGAGGAGAAAUGGUUCACCUGGGAGCCGCUCAACCCUUUGCCAGGGAGGCACGGGCCACACGACUUCGGUCCUCCUAGGCUGGGCAUGUCUCACCCGCCCAAGAACGCCAAGGUGCGGAAGGAGUUGCUGGCAUAUCUCUACGCACGUAAGGUCCGACCACCCAAGAGGAUCAAGCGGGAGAAGAGGGAAGAUGAGCCGGAAGCUGAUGUGUUCAGUCCUGUGGAACGAGUGCUGGAGGAGCCCAAGCUUGACCGAAAUCCAGGCCGAAGCAAAAGGAUGCGAAAGUCCUCCAGCUUGCCUCUUCUGCGAGAUCUGCGCUCGUCCACUGAAGAUCAGGUGGGGACACAGACCGAGAUUCUUCGGCAGAAUUCCCGCUACCUCGGCUGGGAGUUGGCGGAACGAGAUCUCAAGGAUCUGGGGGAGCUAACGAUCUUCCACAACAAGAUGCUGCGCUUCCGACGUGGUGCACAGUCCCCGCCGCAGGCGAGCCCAGCACAGCGGCUCUACCAGUUGAGGAUGAUGAUGGAGCAUCAAGAUGGACACGACCAGGGACCAGCGCCUCUCGAAAGGGUGGCAAGUCCUGCGCGGACCUCACCCCAGACCUUGCACUUCGAGGAUAGUGGCCCUCUCACCACUGGUGGUGAUGCCAGUCCAGCCCGCUUGCGUCGGCUGGCGCAUCAGAUGCAGUAUGCAGGCCCUGGGCGGGUGCAACUCAUGGCACGCGCGGUCGGCAUGAAUGUGGCCACCGGCGGUCGCCGGAAUCUCUAAGAGAUGCCCCGGCG
This is a messenger RNA of Durusdinium trenchii, 1293 nucleotides long. NCBI's taxonomy places the organism in Eukaryota, Dinophyceae, Suessiales, Symbiodiniaceae. The record is from the annotation of a GenBank genome assembly.